AUGUUGCGAUUUCGGGAAAACUGUCUCAAGACAAAAGCGACACGCGUUUAUGACGACUUGAAGAUGUUCGAGUUGCAAAAAGCCGAAACAGUAGUCUUACGAUCAACGCAGAUGGAAGAGUUUGCGGAUGAAUACCAUGCCCUGCGCAUGGGCAAGCGGAUAGAGAAGGGUAGCGCGUUGUGGAAGCUCAGUCCCGUUAUGGAUGCGGAGGGCGUCAUAAGACUGGGUGGUCGAAUAGACGCGGCCACCGCGAUUUCAUCAUGUACGAGACGCCCGAUAAUCCUAGCUAAGCGAUGCUACGUAACGGAGUUGCUGAUAGAUCAUUACCAUCGCUCCUGGAAACACCAAAACGAAUCCACAAUAAUUGCCGAAAUACGACGCAAGUACUGGAUCCCUAAUAUAAGGGUCGAAGUGCGUCGCGCCACUAAAAGAUGCCAGUUUUGCGUCAAUGCAAGAGGCGUUCCAGAUCAACCAGAAAUGGGCCAAUUGCCAGUAGACCGGCUGACACCAUUCGUUAGGCCUUUCACAUACACCGGCUUAGACUACAUGGGACCGUUCAACGUUGUCAUCGGUAGGCGAAACGAGAAGCGCUGGAUCGCCCUCUUUACUUGCCUAACAACGAGAGCGAUACAUUUGGAAAUGGCGAAGGACCUCUCCACCGACACCUGCCUGUUAUGUAUCAGGAACUUCAUGUGUAGGCGUGGAACUCCUGUGCGUAUCCGUUCGGACAACGGUACGAACCUCGUUGGUGCUGACAGGGAGCUUAAACGACAGCUUAUGGAGUUUAAUAAUGGCAAAAUAGCAAAUGCGCUUGCGAAUAAAAACAUUGACUGGGUUUUCAAUUGCCCGUUGAACCCGCACGCUGGAGGAUGCUGGGAACGUUUAGUACGCUGCGUCAAAAGAGCUAUGGGUCAUGCAGUACAUAAUGAAAGUAUUCAAGAACACGUCCUAUACAGUCUCAUGUGUGAGGCGGAGAACAUCGUUAAUUCCCGACCGUUGACACACAUCCCACUAGACGCACCCACUGAUGAACCGCUAACUCCCAAUCAUUUUCUUUUAGGUACCCCAAACGCUGAGCAAAACGCCACAUCCGAAUGA
Messenger RNA from Rhagoletis pomonella (apple maggot), 1098 nucleotides. RefSeq lists its product as uncharacterized. Bases 1 to 1098 code for a protein of 365 amino acids. NCBI's taxonomy places the organism in Eukaryota, Metazoa, Arthropoda, Insecta, Diptera, Tephritidae. The transcript has a single exon. Gene Ontology annotation, biological process: DNA integration. The record is from RefSeq and is a predicted model, not a curated record. Gene Ontology annotation, molecular function: nucleic acid binding.